GUCACAUGAGUGUUCUACAUCAUUGUAAUAAGACAGGUAUAGUUAAGCCGACUAGAGAGAUAAUGAUUUUAUCGAUAAUCGGAUAACUUUGGAACACGAUAAACUUUCUCAGUAACCGGUAAACGAUACCUACUUUAAGUUGACAAACUUUAUAUCGCAGUCGCUUUCAACCAUCAGUCGAAUGGUUGUUGUUAAUAUAAAAUUGGAUUAAUUGUUUUCUUUAUUACUUAACAUCGUCCUGCUCCAGUUAUGAGUCAUAUUCACCGGCAUCUUAAACUUCCACCCUACCAGAAGAAAAAAAAUUAUGCAAAUGAUUCCCAUAUCAAGCAACAGUCCGUACGAGCAAUAGGAAUGUCAUCUACCCAGGAAUAUCCGGAUAUGCCCGAUUGGGUGCAGCCAUUAGAGAACCAAGUAGCAGGUCAUACAUUUCAACAUGGCACUGACGGUAUAGGUUUACUAAAGAAUGUUAACGAUAAUGUGAUCUUGAAGCCAGCCGGUAAGAUACUCUGUGGAGCACGUGAAAUCAAAUUCUACGAACAGAUACAAGCCGCUAGUACUGAAACAGAUUUAGUAUUGUUGAAGGAUCUCAUUCCACAAUACCAAGGGCACACAAAAAUAUCAGUUGAUGGCAAACUUGUUAAAUUUAUAAAGCUCGCGGAUUUAACCCACGGCAUGCUAGAACCGUGCAUAAUGGACGUUAAGAUUGGUUGCCGAACAUGGGAUCCACUGGCGACUCCGGAAAAGCGUAAAACAGAAGAGUCCAAGUAUCAAGCUUGCAAACAAAAUUUAGGGCUUUGUGUACCUGGAUUUCAAGUUUACUCACUAACAAAUAGUCGACUGAUGCGAUAUGGUAGGGACUAUGGCAAAAAACUAACUGAAGUAACUGUUAUUGACGCAUUCCGUAAAUUCCUCAACGCAGACAGUGGACUCUGUCGACAACUAUUGAUGCAGUUCCUAUCCGAUCUAUGGACAAUCCAGAAGUGGGCCCGCACACAAACCACAUUUAGACUGUACUCGAGCUCCGUCCUGCUAGUUUACGAUUCACGUCGUCUGAAGCCAAUAUUGCUUCAUCAACCAAGAAGUCUGAUUAGUUAUAACUCUGUACCCAACAGCAACAAUGCGGGUUCUGGCAGUCCCAAAUACGUCAGCGAUGGUUCCAACAGUCCAAUCGCCGGAUCAAGUUCGCCAAUACAGCUGUCGCCUACCAGUGGAGAUGCGGGGAUUGAUCCGUUGCAACAUUACUUCAAAAUUCAAAGAAGCCAUUCAGCUAUACACAAUUACGAAGAGGAAAUGAAAACAAUGCGUGAAAAUUACGUUUUGAUGAGAGAUAAUCUAGUCGGAUCGUACAAUAACAAAGUAUGGGCAAGUGCUCGCAUGAUCGAUUUUGCUCACGUGUUCCCCACUGAAGAUAGUACUAUCGAUAAUAAUUAUCUACGAGGUAUUGAGAGUUUGGUAAAAAUAUUUGAAGGUUUCUUACAAGAAUGUGAAGCUGAGAAUACCCCUAAGCAAGGUGUGUCAUUGUAGGUAAAAAGGGAUAUUGAUACUUAUUUAUUUUAUGGCAGCUAAUAUAAAAUAAACAUAUUUGUAUGGAGAUUCCAAAUCUUAAUUGUUGAUUUGCCCGAGUGUUCACAGCUGAAGCUAAAAAGAUAGUAUGUUUAAUGGCAUUUGUUCGUUUCAAUUUUAGAUAAUAGCUCAAGAAUUUAUUGAAAAAUAUUUAGUUUUGUUAAAAUACACAAAAAUACAAAAAAGAUAUAGUUAUGAAAAAUUUCGACACUUUAAAAUCUUACGAUUUUCUAAUUCAAAUCAUUCUGAAUGAUUCAUUACUGAAUUCACCGUUUGCAUAUAUACACAAGCAUAAUUUUUGUUGAGGCCACAUUUUUUUGUGGUGCAUCAGCGUUUUUAGUUUUAUUUACAAGUCUCGAAAAGAGAUCGACUAUAAAAACUCCGGUUACUGACAUAUAUUUAUGAUAAUGCCACAAAUUACGCUUUUAUAUUAAGGUUGGUUUAGAUAUGAAGGUGCCAAUGGAACUUCAUUAAAACAUUUUUUAAAUUUUCCGAGAUUACAUUGUGUACAAUUUACUUUAA
Messenger RNA from Malaya genurostris, 2085 nucleotides. RefSeq names its product inositol polyphosphate multikinase (gene Ipk2). The coding region runs from base 250 to 1524 and encodes 424 amino acids. NCBI's taxonomy places the organism in Eukaryota, Metazoa, Arthropoda, Insecta, Diptera, Culicidae. Gene Ontology annotation, cellular component: nucleus; cytoplasm. Gene Ontology annotation, molecular function: inositol-1,4,5-trisphosphate 3-kinase activity; inositol tetrakisphosphate kinase activity. Gene Ontology annotation, biological process: inositol phosphate biosynthetic process. The record is from RefSeq and is a predicted model, not a curated record. The transcript is spliced from 4 exons.